Messenger RNA from Mesocestoides corti, 537 nucleotides. The record is from the annotation of a GenBank genome assembly. Lineage: Eukaryota; Metazoa; Platyhelminthes; Cestoda; Cyclophyllidea; Mesocestoididae.
AUGGUAUCGGCGCACUGUCCACAAACCGACGCCAACGGUGAUUCAACCAAAGCAGCUCCAGCUUCAGGAGCGAGCCCCCUUCAAACUUUUGAUAUUCCCUCUGGGGAUACGCCCCCAACCCUCGCUAAAAUCCCUCCUUUUACCACGUCAAAGUUGGACGACCCACCACCGCCGCCGCCUUCGGCACCGGACACCCCCAUUCAUCCAGGUCAGUCUCCCCCGAAACCCGAUGUCCAGGUCCCCGGGUACGCGUCUGAAGUCCACGCCUACCAGAGUCAGCGGCUACAACGCGGUCUUCAACAGGAGGGACAGUUUGGAACUGAUCUAAAGAAGGACACCGAAGCCCUGCAUAAUCACCCCUUGUUCCCGCUGCUCGCCUUGAUAUUCGAGAAGUGCCAGCUUGCCACGUGCACGCCUAGAGAUGGCAGUCGCGGCGGCGCAAUGGAUAUCUCCUCCUCCGACUCAUUUCAAGAGGAUAUUGCCGUCUUCACAAAAGAGGUUUGUUCCUGCCUCCUCCCUCCCUCCCACCCGCCCUGA